AUGUCGAAUGUAUAUAUUCCUGAUGAGGAUUUUAUCUGUGAGGGAUUAGGCCCAAACAUGUCGAUUCUCGCGUUCUUUCGCGAACGACCUAUAGGACUUUUGGAUUCGCUCUUGUCGAGCAAGAUUCUACAAUAUCUUUGGAAAUUUCCCACCGUCGAUAAACUAUAUCGUCACAGUUAUGCGAGUUGUCUGAGUCUUGAUAGAAUGAAGGAUAAGGAAAAGAGCGGAGUUUCAGCAAAUUUUGAAGGGAAGGAAACAGGAAAGGGAACUUUCGAGAGUGACACAUGUGAAAAGGAUUAA
This is a messenger RNA of Striga asiatica, 300 nucleotides long. The record is from the annotation of a GenBank genome assembly. NCBI's taxonomy places the organism in Eukaryota, Viridiplantae, Streptophyta, Magnoliopsida, Lamiales, Orobanchaceae.